Racocetra fulgida is the source of this 150-nucleotide messenger RNA. The record is from the annotation of a GenBank genome assembly. Lineage: Eukaryota; Fungi; Glomeromycota; Glomeromycetes; Diversisporales; Gigasporaceae.
AUGGAAAUUGAUAAUCUAGAUAGUUCAACAGAAGCCCAUCCAAAACAACUAACUGAUGAUGAAAUAAAAGAAUUAAGUGACGACGAAUUAGUUAGUUUAAUUGAAAAACUAAAAAAAGAGUUAGAAAGUAGAGGAAAAGUUUUGUUUUAA